AGGAAAUGCCUCUCCUCAUGAGCUGUCACGCUGACAGCUCGUGAGGAGAGCCUGGCACUGAUCAUCAGUACCCUGGUAAUCAGUGUAGCCCCAUCAGUGCCACCUGUCAGUGUCCAUCAAUGCCGCCUGUCAGUGUCCAUCAAUGCAAACUGCCAAAGCCCAUCAGUGCCACAUCAAUGCCACAUAUCAGUCAGAUGCUGCCUAUCAGUGACCAUCAGUGCUGCCUAUCAGUGCCGCCUAUCAGUGCCGCCUAUCAGUGCCAGUCAGUGCCACCUAUCAGUGCCAUAUAUGAGUGCUGC
This is a messenger RNA of Staurois parvus, 299 nucleotides long. The record is from the annotation of a GenBank genome assembly. NCBI's taxonomy places the organism in Eukaryota, Metazoa, Chordata, Amphibia, Anura, Ranidae.